Polyodon spathula (Mississippi paddlefish) is the source of this 4400-nucleotide messenger RNA. Its product is annotated as protein Jade-1-like. Gene Ontology annotation, cellular component: histone acetyltransferase complex. The record is from RefSeq and is a predicted model, not a curated record. Bases 100 to 2655 code for a protein of 851 amino acids. NCBI's taxonomy places the organism in Eukaryota, Metazoa, Chordata, Actinopteri, Acipenseriformes, Polyodontidae. Gene Ontology annotation, biological process: regulation of transcription by RNA polymerase II. The transcript is spliced from 11 exons.
ACUGCGAUGGACACGUGCACGCCUGUGUAACUAGGUGUAAUGGCAGUUUGUUUCACCAAAUAGCAAGGGUUGGAAAAUGAUGGAUGAUGGAUAAAGCAGAUGCUGCAAGUUUGCACACCGAACAGAUUGCCUGUUAGUAACCCAAAGACCAUGAAGCGAAGCCAGCUUUCCAGUAGCAGUGAGGACUCUGACAACGGCAGUCAUUCUACCUCCUGGUCACAGCAUUCCAAAUCUCAACACAGGAGGAACUCCUGGUCCCGACAUGAAGAUAGAAAACCGUCUGAGGUGUUCAGAACAGACUUGAUCACUGCUAUGAAGGUGCAUGAUUCCUGCCAGCUGAACCCGGUUGAAUACUACAUCCUGGCAGACCCAUGGAGGCAGGAGUGGGAGAAGGGAGUUCAAGUGCCAGUCAGCCAUGAGUCCAUACCAGUGCCCGUCCUUCGAAGUGUGGCUGAGAAGGACAAGGCAGUCAUGUUUACUAGAUCGAGGAAGUUAAUACGCUCAUCAGGUUCUGAGCCACCGGAACUGGGGUACGUAGACAUCCGUACCCUGGCCGACAGCAUGUGUCGCUACGACUUGAACGAAACGGACGUAGCCUGGCUGGAGGUCAUCAAUGAAGAAUUCAGGGAAAUGGGUUUGCCAGAAGUGGAUGAACUCACCAUGGAAAGGGUCAUGGAAGAAUUUGAGAGGCGUUGUUAUGACAACAUGAACCACGCCAUGGAAACUGAGGAGGGACUGGGCAUUGAGUACGAUGAAGAUGUUGUUUGUGAUGUCUGCCAGUCACCUGAUGGGGAAGACGGGAAUGAAAUGGUCUUCUGUGACAAAUGCAACAUUUGUGUACACCAGGCCUGCUACGGUAUCCUCAAAGUGCCUGAAGGCAGCUGGUUGUGUCGCACCUGUGCCCUGGGCGUCCAGCCCAAGUGUCUACUCUGCCCUAGAAAGGGUGGGGCGAUGAAACCGACACCCAGUGGAACGAAGUGGGUUCACGUCAGCUGUGCGUUGUGGAUACCAGAGGUGAGCAUCGGAAGCCCUGAGAAGAUGGAGCCCAUCACAAAGGUGUCGCACAUCCCUAACAGUAGAUGGGCACUGGUGUGUCACCUGUGCAAGGAGAAGUCAGGAGCCUGCAUACAGUGCUCUGCGAAGAACUGCCGAACUGCCUUCCACGUGACGUGUGCGUUCCAGUGGGGCUUGGAGAUGAAGACCCUCCUUGAGGAGAAUGACGAGGUGAAGUUCAAGUCCUUCUGCCUGAAGCACAGCGACAAGCCGGAGACGGAGGGGGGCUCGGAGGAAGAGGAAGCUGAGGUGGAGGAGAAGGCAGCGGUGCUGAACCGUAACCAGCAGAGCGUGAGCCAGCGAAAGCAGAAACUGCAGCAGCUGGAGGAGGAGUUCUUCAAGUUCGCGAACGCAGGCGAGGUGGCGCAGUCCCUCCGGCUGCCAGAGGAGCAGGUGGACUUCAUGUACCAGUACUGGAAACUCAAGAGGAAGGCCAGCUUCAACAAGCCGCUUAUCACUCCCAAGAUGGAUGAGGCGGACAACCUGGCCAAGCAGGAGCAGGACAUGCUCUUCUGCAGGCUGCAGCUCUUCACACACCUCCGGCAGGACCUGGAAAGGGUUCGAAAUCUCACGUACAUGGUGACGAGAAGAGAAAAGAUGAAGAGAUCGGUGUGCAGAGUACAGGAGCAGAUCUUCCACCAUCACGUCAAACUGCUGGAGGAGCAGCAGCUUGCAGGCGUACCUUCAUCGGGCCAUUUGGAAGAUGCAUUCCUCUUCAAAUGGCUCACUCCUCUGGAAGAUUCAAAGAAGCAAGCUUUUAAAAACUUUUAUUUUGGCCAGCCUCCAGGAGAUUUUGCAGGAAAGCCCUGGCCGGUCAAAGAAUCUCACAAGGGUGAGAAAGGCAAAGCCUCAAGAGACGUCAAGAAAAGAACGUUGCGGAAGCAGCAGUCAAACACAGCCAAUGACUACACUGGGAAACCAGACACCAGCAGUGACAGCAGUAGAAAGGAGCAGGAACCUCAGGGCAGGCUGUCCAAGGCUGGGGCGAAACCAGCUCACCAUGGAGACCAAACAAAUGUUGUGCUAACCCUGGAGCACAAAAAAGGAGAAUGGGGCCUACGAAGCGAGGAGAACAAACAUGGGCUGCGACAACGAGCCUCCUCCAAGCCCAACCAGAAGCCUCUGAAACCCACAGAGGAGACUGCACUGAGGCAGUCCGACAUCAAAAGGGCACCGGCUCACCCUAGCAGCAGAACGCUGACCCGCCGGCUGUCUGGGGAAGCAGUGCCUAAAUGCAAUGGUUCUCUGAGGAAAGCCAACUGCAAUCAAACCGCCGCUCCAGUGCCAACCUCACCGCCCAGCUCCAUGAAAAACUGGGGAGGCUUCAAAAUCCCAAAGAAAGGGGAGAGGCUCCAGCAUGGGGAGGAGCAGCUAGUGGCCUGCCAGAGGAAUUCCGGGGACCAUGGCAAGGAGUCCCCUAAAGGCAGAGCCAAAGCUCGUCUAAAGAAAGAGACUGAAAACGAUGGCUACGCCCCUGACGCGGAGCUCAGCGACUCCGAGACGGAGGCGAAAGAAAAAGUGUGUCGGCCUCAGCGUCUCAGUGCCUCCCUUAACAGGAGGUAUGGGACAGACAUCAUCCGGAGAAGCAUCAUGGCUUCUUGAGGGGUGUACUGGGUCACUAACUGAGGCAGUACUGAAUUGGUCACUUGAACUACUUGCCUAAAUUUAAAAAGUUUUUUUUUUUUUUCCUCAGAAAACUAAUCUGGAAGUAUACACAUAAAAGUAUACCAUACCAUGCUGGUACUUUAACCGUUUACUCAUCUCAAAGCACUUAUUUUUAAAAGCCCAUUAAUUCUUAAUUAAAGUUCAGGUUGCUUUUUUGAGCUUUGGUAAAAUUGAAGGUAUUGAGUCGGACCUGACUGAAAUACACAAGUUUAAUUGCACAUGCAACCCCCCCCCCCCACCCCCCCCCCAGAGAAACACUACAUUUCUUUUAAAAGUGAAGCUGAGAGCUUGAUAGACUCGGUGAAACUACUGGGUCUGUGGGCCAUAGCACUGUUUUUAAAGUGGGUUAUUUUUGUUAAAGAAAAAAAAAAAACAACAAGCACAAGUUCUUAAAAAAAAAAAACAAAAAAAAAACCUCAGCUUUGGUAGUUGCUCCCAUGGCAUUGUUUGCCACGUUUCGUUUGCGGAAAGUGAUCGUUAUAAUUAAAGCUCACUUCGUUUGGCAAGUUUUUGCCGUAGGUAAAGAAGUCUUUUUAAAGGGAGUUGGGGGUAAUGCUCGUUAUCCCCCUGUCUUUUCUCAGAGGUCUUUAUUUUGCUCUGCAGUGAUCCCUACAAGGAAGGGAACGACUGGAGCAGCAAUCAGUACCGGCCUAGCUAUCCCUUUUUGUAUAGGAAGAUCGCACUAAUGUCGAGGGCCAUCAGGGCAGAUCUGUAUGAAAGACAUUGAAACAAAGGUAUUGCCUGGAACGUAUUUGUUUUUAAAGUGUUAUCAAAUAUAUUUAAAAGGAACAAAAUCAGUGCUGAUGCACUGCCGGAUGCAAAUAAUUCAACACAUGAUUUGGAUUUCCCUGGAAAGGCUAAGCACAGGCUUAAAGCCAGUGUGGUGUAUUUUAAUAAAUAAUGCAGCUAAAUCUGCACUUAGAGACACAGCAGCUGAAUCACUUGUGUCUGGCAGUUAAUUGUGACCCUGAAUUAAUGACACAAGUACAAUACAAUGUGUUAUUCAUAUAGUGUGAGCUUUUGCCAAAUACAGCCCCUCUAUCUUAAAAAAUAGUUUGUGAUUUAUCUACAAUAAGCAAUAAUAAUCGAUUGGGUUAUCAGCAAUAAAAAAGCUCUUUUUGGGAAGAAUAAUACAGUGUUAUAUUAAAAAGGUGUAUUCCGAAAGAAUUUUUAUCGGGAAAGAAAAUAUGCACGAGACAAACGAGCAGUCUAGUCGGUGGCUUUCGCAUUCUUAUGCAUACAAAAUAAGUUGUAAAAGAAAAUUACAAUUUGCUCAUCAGUUGCAAAACAAAAAAGUUUAACAAAAUAUAAAAAGUUCAAAUCAUUGCUUCUGCUCUACACAUGCAAAAAUGUAUGUUUUACAUUCAAGUGUUUAGUUAUAGCCAUAUUUUUCCAUAGCCUUGAUGCUAAACUUAACUGGCAGAGAUGUCUGCGAGAUGCUUAUGAAUGCACAGAAUUGUAACGAUGUUUGAGAUAUGUCUAUUGAUGUCAGUAUUUUCAGUGUCAUGCCUUACUUGAUCAUGAUACAAUAGAUCAAUGUACAAGUGGAAAUCCCCUUUUAAUAAUAUUUCACAAAGUACUUUUUACCUUUAAAAACUUGAUAGAAAAAAAAUGCCUGAUAGAAAAAAAUGUAAAGGGAUACAGUGCCUAUAGAAAGUCUACACCCCCUUGAACAUUGUUCA